Messenger RNA from Staurois parvus, 693 nucleotides. Lineage: Eukaryota; Metazoa; Chordata; Amphibia; Anura; Ranidae. The record is from the annotation of a GenBank genome assembly.
UAUAUACACUAUUGCCAAAAGUAUUGGGAAACCCCUUCAAUUCACUAGAUUCAGGUGUUCCAAUCCCCUCCAUGGACACAGGGGUAUACAAUCCAUCACCUAGGCAUGCAGACGGCUUCUACAGACAUUGGUGAAAGAAUGGGUCGCUGUCAGGAGCUCCGUGACUCCAAGCGUGGUCCCGUGAUAGCGUGGUCCCGUGAUAGGUGGUCACCUGGGCAAUAAGUCCAUCCGUGACAUUUCCUGGCCACUAAAUAUUCCAACUCAACUGUUAGUGGGAUUAUAACAAAGUGGAAGCAACUGGGAACAACAGCCACUCAGCCACCAAGUGGUAGGCCACGUCACAUGACAGAGCGGGGUCAGCGCAUGCUGAAGCGCACAGUGCGCAGAAGUCACCAACUGUCUGCAGAGUCAAUAGCUAAAGACCUCCAAACUUGGUGUGGCCUUCAGAUUAGCCCAACAACAGUACGUAGAGAGCUUCAUAGAAUGGGUUUCCAUGGCCGAGCAGCUGCAUCCAAGUCUUCCAUCACCAAGUGCAAUACAAAGCGUCGGAUGCAGUGGUGUAAAGCACGCCGCCACUGGACUCUAGAGCGGUGGAGACGUGACCAAUCACGCCUCUCUGUCUGGCAAUCCGAUGGACGUGUCUGGGUUUGGCAGGUGUCAGGAGAACAGUACUUGCCUGACUGCAUUGUGCCA